Molecule: messenger RNA, 1073 nt
Organism: Parasteatoda tepidariorum (common house spider)
Lineage: Eukaryota; Metazoa; Arthropoda; Arachnida; Araneae; Theridiidae
Product: lysosome-associated membrane glycoprotein 2
Biological process (GO): establishment of protein localization to organelle
Cellular component (GO): plasma membrane; late endosome membrane; lysosomal membrane
Source: RefSeq, a predicted model, not a curated record
UACAUACUUUCUCCGUGUAAAAGAAGAAAAGAACAGAAAUAGGCAGAAUAAAGUUCCUUACUUCAUCAUGAAGAUGAAAACAUAACAAACAACGGAAUUGAAAUGGCGACUUCGAAAGGAGCAAAUACCUAUAAUCGAUUGAAUUGGGAGGAAGCUGAUUUCCCCGUUCUCUGCCAAACUUGUCUUGGUGAUAAUCCCUACAUUCGUAUGAAUAAGGAAAAGUUUGGAAAGGAGUGCAAAAUAUGUUCUCGUCCUUUUACAGUGUUUCGAUGGUGCUCUGGUUCUAGAAUGAGAUUUAAAAAGACUGAAGUUUGUCAAAUGUGUAGCAAGCAAAAGAAUGUUUGCCAAACAUGCUUGUUAGAUUUAGAAUUUGGUUUGCCUGUACAAGUACGAGAUCAUGCUUUAAAUUUAAAGGAUGAGAUUCCCAAGUCUGAAGUCAAUAGAGAAUAUUAUUCUCAAAAUAUGGAACAAGAGAUUGCUAAUGCUGAUGGAAGUCAGCCUUUUGGAGCUCUUGGAAAAGCUCAGACACCUGUUGAUCUUCUCAUGAAAUUAUCUAGAACCACCCCAUACUACAAGAGGAAUAGACCCCACAUAUGUAGCUUUUGGGUCAAAGGUGAGUGUAAACGUGGUGAAAAGUGUUCUUACAGGCAUGAAAAACCUACAAAUCCAGACGAUCCAUUAGCCGAUCAAAACAUUAAAGAUAGAUAUUAUGGUGCAAAUGAUCCUGUCGCUAAUAAACUACUAAGACGAGCAUCGGCUAUACCAAAACUUGAAACACCUGAAGAUAUGACAAUAACUACUUUAUAUGUUGGAAAUCUUGGAGAAAAGAUUACUGAGAAGGAAUUAAACUGAAAUAUUUGAUGCAGAUGAUAAAGUACUAUUGUGACAUUUACUGUUGCUGGCGUUCUUACAGCUUUAUUUGCCGGAAUAUUGCUUGCGUGCAGUGUUCAACGUCGUCGAGAGAGUGACAACAUAAAAUUGAUUCAGAAUAAACAGACUGAUUCGAAGACUAAACAAGAUAUGUCAUCAUUUUAAAUUUAUUGGUAAAUUUUAAUAAAAUGUCUUCAACUUUC